Molecule: messenger RNA, 1752 nt
Organism: Microthlaspi erraticum
Lineage: Eukaryota; Viridiplantae; Streptophyta; Magnoliopsida; Brassicales; Brassicaceae
Source: the annotation of a GenBank genome assembly
AUGAAGUUCAUGGAAUUGGGGUUUCGACCUGACACAUUUCACACUGUGGAAGCAGUAAGGUCUGUGUCUUCUGAUUUAUUGAAUGAUCUUAUAAUCCAAGUCAAAUCCACCAAAUACCUUCUUCACAAGUUUCCGAUGUUAUCAAAAUGCAUGCGUUUAAAGAACUUAGUCUCGUCACAAUCCUUAGAAACCGAAACCGAAACCGAAACAUCACAAGAACAGAAAGUGAUUCAACUCGUUGAUUUCCCCGGCGAAACAGAAGCAUUCGAGCUCUGUGCUAAGUUCUGUUACGGCAUCACAAUCACUCUCUGCGCUCACAACGUAGUCGCUGUACGGUGCGCAGCAGAGUAUCUCGAGAUGACAGAAGAAGUCGAGACCGAGAAUCUUGUCCAAAGGCUCGAGCUUUUCUUGACUUCUUGCGUCUUCAAGAGCUGGAGAGACUCUCUCGUUACUCUUCACACCACAAAGGCUUUACCUUUAUGGUCUCAAGAUCUUGGUAUCACAAACCGUUGCAUCGAGGCCAUUGCCAACGGCGUAUCUCUCUCCCCUGGCGAGGAUUUGCCGACCCAAUUGGAGACCGGUUUGUUGAGAAACCGGUCAAGGAGAAGAAGAGACGAAAGCUUGGGAAGCAAGGCAGAGAAUGUGCGGUGGUGGGGUGAAGAUUUAGCUGAUUUGGGUUUAGAUCUUUACAAGAGAACAAUGGUGGAGAUAAAAUCAUCAAACCGGAAUGUAUCUCCGAGAUUGAUCGGAAAUGCUCUCAGAAUCUAUGCAUCCAAAUGGCUACAGAGCAUCGAACCGGAUUCACAUCUGGUUUUGGAAUCGGUUAUCUCACUUUUACCGGUGGAGAAAUCCUCUGUUUCUUGCAGUUUCUUGCUUCAGCUACUGAAGAUGACGAAUGUUACGAACGUUUCGCCUUCUUCGAAAAAGGAGCUCGCGGUAAAAUCUGCGAACCAGCUUGAUAAAGCAACCGUGAGCGAGCUUUUGAUACCUUUAUCUGAUGAGUCAGGUAUGUUAUACGAUGUGGAUGUUGUGGUGAUGAUGGUGAAGCAGUUUGUCUCUCAGAUCAUCAGGCAAACAAGAACAAGAACUCAACAUAGAAGGUCUCGUUCAGAAGAAAACAUCAAUCUUGAAGAGAUACAAGAGAUUGGAAGCUCUCUGUCUUCUUCUUCUUCUCCUCCUCAUCCAUUGUUGGUUAAAGUAGCAAAGCUUGUUGAUUCGUAUCUUCAAGAGAUUGCUAGAGAUGUGAUACUAACGGUGUCGAAGUUUGUUGAAGUGGCUGAAUCUGUACCGGAUUAUUCAAGGACUAGUCAUGAUGAUUUAUACAAAGCCAUUGACAUCUAUCUCCAGGUUCAUCAGAAGAUUGAAAAGUGUGAGAGAAAGAGGUUAUGCAGAAUCUUGGACUGCAAGAAACUAUCAGUAGAGGCAAGCAAGAACGCUGCACAGAACCAGCUGCUUCCAUUGAGAGUGAUCGUCCAAAUCCUCUUCAUCGAGCAAGCACGAGCUGUAGCGAAAGCUACAACAACAACAAACAAUAUCACCACGAUCGUCGAAACAGAGAUUUUGAGAAGAAGCUUUACAACAAGAAGAGAAGAAGAAGACCAACAAGAAGAAGAAAGAGUGGAAAUCAAACCAAACGGAUGGUUACAGAGCACUCCUUCAAGGUUUAUGGCGCUUUGUUCGAUACCUAGACAACCCAAGAAGAUGUUUUGUAAGCUAUUGUCAUACAGUAGAAGCUUAAGCCAACGGAUUUAA